AUGAACAAGCAAGCAGCCAUUCAACUGUUGAAACCAGCCUUGUUGCGCAGGCCUAGAAUUCACAAGAUCAGAGUCUCCGCUUGGUUCUCUAACAACCACAACGAACCUCGGAAACCGUUACAAACCCUUAUCCACCUUAAGAGUCCAAAGCCGAAGUUGCACGCAUCAUCGCAUUGCGGCGCAAGACCACCACUCUCUACCCGCUUUCUCACGACCCAGCCACACCGACAUUUUCUUGGAGGAGCCCUCAGUAAUCCGUCCUGCUCUGUCACGAACUCUUUGAACUGCAGCUUCGCCUCUUCAGCUGCAACUAUUUUCAUUUGCACCGGAGCGGUCUUCUUCGCCCUGUAUUGCGGUAACAGUGGACAGUCCAGAGACGAAGAGGGAACAGCAAAGACAUUACCAAGAUCAAAAGAUAGCAAAGAAACCCAAAUCGCAGAUAUGACUGGAGAAUCACUUCCUGGUCGACCGGGAACGCUCACCGCAGAACAGGAAGAAUCGCUAAAGCAGUUCUGGACUGCAGUACUUCAAGUAUUCGGCUUGCUGGAGAAAGACGUGAACGAUGCAUCUAGUGAUAAUGGCAGAGCUCGAUCAGAUACCUCCGACUCAACAAAGCCGAAGAAGAAGAGAAUGUCACUGUUUAGGAAGAAGGAUGAUGAGGCUGCCUCGAAAUCACCGACCUCGAAGUCACACGCUGCACAACCUGAGGACGAUAAAUAUGGGCAGACGAAGGAGUUUCACGAUGCUUUGGCAAAUAUGUCCCCAGAAUCACUUCGAGCCACUUUCUGGAGCAUGGUGAAACACGAUCAUCCAGACGCGUUGCUCCUGAGGUUUUUGAGGGCCAGAAAAUGGGAUGUUGACAAGGCAUUGGUAAUGAUGGUUUCAACUAUGCGAUGGAGGUCAACAGAAGUACAUGUAGAUGAUGAUAUCAUGAAAAAUGGAGAGCUUGGCUCUCUCAAUGACGCAAACAGCAGUGAUCCGGCAAAGAAGAAGUUCGGGCACGACUUUCUUGCUCAGAUGCGCUUAGGGAAGAGCUUCCUGCACGGGCUGGAUAAGGCAGGAAGACCAAUGUGCUUUGUAAGGGUACGGUUACAUAGGCAAGGUGAACAGAGUGAGGAGAGUCUUGAAAGAUACACAGUCUUCGUAAUAGAGUCUGCUCGAAUGAUCUUGUCUCCUCCUGUUGAUACAGCUUGUGUUGUAUUUGAUAUGACGGGAUUUUCCAUGGCAAAUAUGGAUUACGCGCCGGUCAAGUUCAUGAUCAAGUGCUUCGAGGCAAACUACCCAGAAUCCCUAGGUGUAGUCCUGGUUCACAAAGCUCCGUGGAUCUUCCAGGGAAUCUGGAAGAUUAUCAGAGGCUGGCUAGAUCCUGUAGUAGCUAGCAAGGUUCAAUUCACCAACAACAACGAUGAAAUGGAACAAUUCGUCCCAAAGUCCCAAAUUAUUAAGGAACUGGGCGGAGAGGAAGACUGGGAAUACCAUUACCCAGAGCCUUUGCCUGGGGAGAAUGACUUGAUGAAGGACACCGCUACUAGAGACAGGUUGCUUCAAGAAAGGGAGGUUCUUGUCAAUGACUAUGAGAAGGCCACCCUGGAUUGGAUCAAUGGAAGUAGGGACAUGGAAGCUGUGAAGACAAGACGACACGAGCUGGCCAAUAGCUUAAGAGAUGACUACUGGCGCCUGGACCCGUACGUUCGUGCUAGGUCCAUCUACGACCGUGUCGGCUUGAUACAGAAAGGCGGCAAGUUACAGUUCUACCCUAGCAAAGAGGCAAUUGCUACAUCCCUGGGGAAUGGGACAAAGGAUGCUGAGACUUCCUCCGAAGAUGUGGACUAGAAUCCCAACCCGCGACCGAUCUUGAAAUGAUGAAGCAGAUA
Messenger RNA from Cadophora gregata, 1874 nucleotides. RefSeq lists its product as uncharacterized. The transcript has 4 exons. The record is from RefSeq and is a predicted model, not a curated record. Lineage: Eukaryota; Fungi; Ascomycota; Leotiomycetes; Helotiales; Ploettnerulaceae. Bases 1 to 1833 code for a protein of 610 amino acids.